Patiria miniata (bat star) is the source of this 1987-nucleotide messenger RNA. RefSeq names its product feline leukemia virus subgroup C receptor-related protein 2-like. The record is from RefSeq and is a predicted model, not a curated record. Gene Ontology annotation, molecular function: heme binding; heme transmembrane transporter activity. The transcript has 10 exons. Gene Ontology annotation, biological process: transmembrane transport; heme export. Gene Ontology annotation, cellular component: membrane. NCBI's taxonomy places the organism in Eukaryota, Metazoa, Echinodermata, Asteroidea, Valvatida, Asterinidae. Bases 333 to 1964 code for a protein of 543 amino acids.
UCGAGGAUACGGGUUCCGUGUACAUAACGGGUCGUUGCAUUGACAUUGUUGUACGCAUAAUGUUUUGCCAUGUUUACCGGCAACGGACAGUCGUGUCAAUGGGAAGAGCACGAUAGCAUUCCUCCAUAUACAAAAGAUGACACGGUGUCUGCACUGACAGCACGGCUGUAGAUUCGCGCACGUUGGCCGUUUAUAAUCAGCCAAGGCAGGCUACUAAAUAUUAAUACCUUCGUUCUGUCCCAUUGUGUUGGACCACACAGUGCGGAGGUCAUACAGAAUAGACGCACGUACCGUCUGCUCUCCAUGUCAACGGCAGCACAUCAGCUGAUGCAAUGAUGGCGGAUCGUCAUCCCAAAGACACAGUCAACGGAGAUGCGGGGAAUUCGAAGGACUCGGAGCAAGAUCUUCGAGACGAGGAGAGCAAAACUUCGGAUAAUCGUGAGGAGGAAUGCCAGGAUGCUGCCAAAUCUGCCAACGGUCUUAAAAACGGUUCUCACCCGCCGCUUACCAUUGAUGUCCGCGAUGAGACCCUCGGUGUUGACAAUCCAAACGGGAGAAACUCAAAGAGUAAGACUAAGACAGAGCUUCCGUCUUCGCCUAAGUCUCCUAUCCCCAUCGAGCCGCGUGUGUACAAACGGAGAUGGUUCAUGCUUGCAGUGUUCUGCUUGGUAUCUCUGACCAACGCUGCCCAGUGGAUUCAGUAUUCCAUCAUCGGCAAUGUUAUCAGGGAGUACUACUCCGUCAGCUACCUCACCGUGGACUGGCUCUCCAUGAUCUACAUGCUGGCCUACAUCCCCUUGAUCUGGCCGGUGACUUGGCUGCUCGAGCGCAACGAGGGCGGACUCAAAGUCAUCGGUGUCAUGGGGGCUAGCCUCAACUGCGCCGGGGCCUGGCUGCGGUACGCCGGGGCGACUCCGGACACCUUCUUCCUAGCUUUCUUGGGACAGGCUAUGUGCUCCGUGGGGCAGGUUUUUAUCCUUGGGAUGCCGGCACACGUGGCUGCCACUUGGUUUGGUGCUAAUCAGGUUUCCACGGCUUGCGCUAUCGGCGUCUUCGGAAAUCAGCUCGGAGUGGCCUUGGGUUUCGUUUUGCCUCCAAUCUUGGUUCCUAAUGAUGGCAAUAAGAGGCAGAAUAUGCUGAACAUGUUCCUGGGAAUGGCCUGCAUCACCAGCGCUUUGCUCAUUCUAAUUUUUGCCGUUUAUCAAGACAAGCCGCCCGUCCCGCCAAGCCGUGCUAAGUUAGGUGCUCAGAUCUCCCGGACACAGCGUUCCUACAAACAAUCUUUGAGGACACUGUGUAAAAACACAGGUUUUGUACUGCUGGUUAUAACGUACGGUAUUAAUGUUGGUUCAUUCUAUGCAAUUUCUACUCUUCUGAACCAACUCAUAUUGACUGAAUUUGAGGGUUUGGAGGCAAUGGCUGGUAUUAUUGGGAUGACGAUUGUGCUGACGGGUUUACUGGGAUCCGCUGUAACAGGGGUCUGGCUGGAUAGAACAAGAACAUACAGGGGCACUACUGUUGUUGUGUACAUCCUCUCCCUGCUGGGUCUGAUCGGCUUCACGUUCACGUUAAAAUUAGGAAACAUUUGGAUAGUAUUUUCUAUAUCUGCAUUCCUUGGUUUUUUCAUGACCGGUUAUCUACCUCUGGGUUUCGAGUUUGCGGCAGAGCUGACCCACCCUGAACCGGAAGGGACGUCCUCUGGAAUGCUGAAUGCAUCGGCCCAGACGUUUGGGAUUAUUUUCACAAUGAUAAUGGGAACGUUGGCGACAAACUACGGUACGAUAGCAGCCAAUCUCUUCCUGUGUGGAUGUGUGCUGGUUGGAUGUGUCCUAACGAUGUUCAUCAAAUCAGACCUGAGGAGGCAGGAAGCGGAACGAAUGCAUGACUUCCAAGCUUUACCCACCGAAGUGGAAGGAAAGGACCAGGAACUGGACACUCAGUUGGAUGAAAAAUCUCAAUCUUGAACACCCCCUUCCCCCUCCUCUCC